GUCCAGCGUGUGUCCAGUGUGUGUGUGUCCAGUGUGUGUCCAGUGUGUGUCCAGCGUGUGUGUGUCCAGCGUGUGUGUGUCCAGUGUGUGUCCAGUGUGUGUCCAGUGUGUGUGUGUCCAGUGUGUGUGUGUCCAGUGUGUGUCCAGUGUGUGUCCAGUGUGUGUGUCCAGUGUGUGUGUCCAGUGUGUGUGUGUGUGUCCAGUGUGUGUGUGUGUAUGUGUCCAGUGUGUGUGUGUCCAGUGUGUUUGUCCAGUGUGUGUCCAGUGUGUGUGUGUCCAGUGUGUGUGUGUGUGUCUUGUGUGUGUCCAGUGUGUGUGUCCAGUGUGUGUGUGUCCAGUGUGUGUGUCCAGUGUGUGUCCAGUGUGUGUCCAGUGUGUGUGUGUGUGUGUCCAGUGUGUGUGUGUCCAGUGUGUGUCCAGUGUGUGUCCAGUGUGUGUGUCCAGUGUGUGUGUCCAGUGUGUGUCCAGUGUGUGUCCAGUGUUUGUGUGUCCAGUGUAUGUGUCCAGUGUGUGUGUGUCCAGUGUGUGUGUGUCCAGUGUGUUUGUCCAGUGUGUGUGUGUCCAGUGUGUGUGUCCAGUGUGUGUCCAGUGUGUUUGUCCAGUGUGUGUCCAGUGUGUGUGUGUCCAGUGUGUGUGUGUUCAGCGUGUGUGUCCAGUGUGUGUGUGUGUGUGUCCAGUGUGUUUGUCCAGUGUGUGUGUCCAGUGUGUGUGUGUCCAGUGUGUGUGUGUCCAGUGUGUGUGUCCAGUGUGUGUGUGUCCAGUGUGUGUGUGUCCAGUGUGUGUGUGUCCAGUGUGUGUGUCCAGCGUGUGUGUCCAGUGUGUGUGUGUCCAGUGUGUGUGUCCAGUGUGUGUGUCCAGCAUGUGUGUGUCCAGUGUGUGUGUGUCCAGUGUGUGUGUCCAGUGUGUGUGUGUUCAGCGUGUGUGUCCAGUGUGUGUGUGUGUGUGUGUGUCCAGUGUGUUUGUCCAGUGUGUGUGUGUUCAGCGUGUGUGUCCAGCGUGUGUGUGUGUGUCCAGUGUGUGUGUCCAGUGUGUGUGUGCAGUGUGUGUGUCCAGUGUGUGUGUGUCCAGUGUGUGUGUGUUCAGCUUGUGUGUCCAGUGUGUGUGUGUGUGUCCAGUGUGUGUGUCCAGUGUGUGUGUCCAGUGUAUGUGUCCAGUGUGUGUGUGUCCAGUGUGUGUGUCCAGUGUGUGUGUCCAGUGUGUGUGUCCAGUGUGUGUGUCCAGUGUGUGUGUCCAGUGUGUUUGUCCAGUGUGUGUGUCCAGUGUGUGUGUCCAGUGUGUGUGUCCAGUGUGUGUGUCCAGUGUGUGUGUCCAGUGUGUGUGUGUCCAGUGUGUGUGUCCAGUGUGUGUGUCCAGUGUGUGUGUCCAGUGUGUUUGUCCAGUGUGUGUGUGUUCAGCGUGCGUUUCUGUGA
This is a messenger RNA of Oncorhynchus keta (chum salmon), 1409 nucleotides long. Its product is annotated as keratin-associated protein 10-6-like. The transcript has 3 exons. The coding region runs from base 498 to 1409 and encodes 303 amino acids. The record is from RefSeq and is a predicted model, not a curated record. NCBI's taxonomy places the organism in Eukaryota, Metazoa, Chordata, Actinopteri, Salmoniformes, Salmonidae.